This is a messenger RNA of Gasterosteus aculeatus aculeatus (three-spined stickleback), 1770 nucleotides long. NCBI's taxonomy places the organism in Eukaryota, Metazoa, Chordata, Actinopteri, Perciformes, Gasterosteidae. The record is from RefSeq and is a predicted model, not a curated record.
UCCAGAGACCUGGUUUUAUGUGAGGGAGAGGACGCAUUUAGUUUCAUUGCCCUCUGACUUCCUGGUUUAUCAGACGGGUUGCUGUGGUACAUUUGCACGUAGUUUGAGGCUCGAGUAGAAAACAUGGGCUCUGGAGGCUCCUGUGAAUACUCACGAGAGGAAUACGACAGCUAUGCCCUCAAGCUUUAUGAAAUAGCCUCUGAGGAUUCAUCCCUCUUACCAGAUGUAGGCCUAGAUGGGUCUCUGCUGAAGUAUUCUGGUUUGAAGUCCAACGCUGAGCUGCGGAGCUAUUCUGAUGGUCUGGUCAAACAGGUUCCAGAUCUCGUCAAGAAGUUGGGAUCUAUUUUGGGUUCCUACACUGGAUUCACAAAUGCUGUUGGACUCGGAGCAUUGAUGAUUGCCAUGAUCAUAGAUAUAGGCAUGAAGAACCUCUCUGCAACGUCUGAUGGGUUCCUGAAAGCAUUUGGUGAAGAGAAGGCCUCAGGAGUCCGGGACACUGUGUCGGAGUAUGUGAAGCGCCAUCAGAUGUACCUGACUGAUAACCGACACCUACAGGGUGAACUAGAGAGACUGGAGAGACAGCUGAGCAACCAUCUCACCAUCCUCAGAAACUCCCUGCUGCUUGACGGACAGAUGAGGAGCCGUGGGUUGAAGAUCUGGGUGAACGGAGCCUCCUUCCACGUCCAGAUGUUGAUCCAUGAGGCUCGACUGAAUCGGAAGACUGGCAUCAGUUCAAAGGACUAUGUUCAUGUCAUCCAACGGGCCCUCACUACGUAUCUACAGGACCUGGAUCAGCUGCUGGAGAAACACAGGGCUCAGCUAGUCAAAAAUACUUAUUUCUAUUAUUGUCCAAAGUGCUGUGGAACAGCGUGCUGUGGACAAUGGCUUCCAUGUAUAACUCGUGUCAUGAGCUAUAGGAAGGAUCCAUGUGCUUACGGUCGUAAACUGUACGUCUCUGAUAGACCUGGAUUGUUAGAUUCUUAUAUGAAUCAGGUUUUCUCUAAAUUUAAACCACUUUCCGGUUUAAAGAGUCACUUUUCAGACAUCAAGACCAACCUCAAACAUCACAUCGACCAACACGAGUCAUUCACUCUGCCGUCUGCUUGAUAGUCUAGUCCCAUUCCGCUGGUGGUGUGAGAUGUACUAUGUAUUCACUUUAGCUAAAGCUUAUAUGCUGAUUUCAGAGGACAAGCGCUCAGUAACAGGAGACAGAGUGUCAAACAGGAUGUCUUGACCUCGGCUUGACCUACGGAGUAGACGAUAGUGGGAGAACCUGAGGGGCGAAACCAGACAUCCCCCAUUGAUUGACCUCGGCCGCCCGACGACAAAAACAUCCUGGGUAACUUUGGGUAACUAGAACCAGUCUAAAGCGGGUUUUAGGGGAAGUAGCUCAGCCUUAAUAGAACAGACUUUCCACCGGAAGAUCGCACUCUUUUUGCACAGCUCGGGGCGCUUCAGAGACUCCAGAUAUAUCUGGAGAGAAUUGCUCAUGUAAUCGUUUUCUCUUCUUAAUAAAUGUAAAGGUUUUACUUUACUAUAAGCGUGUCGUGAUCCUUCUCAUCAAACAACUCGGAGGGACAAGUGAUAAGCUAAUGGCAGUAUGUUGCUCUUCUUUUUCUAAAUGAAUUGCUUGUUUAUGGAAUUGUAAACCGAUAUGAUUGAGAAACAAUAUUAAUGUGGUGUUUUGUGAUUUGACGGAUUAACAGUGCGCAGAUUUUCAAUAAAUUUACUUAUAUGUUUUUAUUAAAUUGAAAACCUCCAUUCAAAACA